This is a messenger RNA of Durio zibethinus, 1804 nucleotides long. The record is from RefSeq and is a predicted model, not a curated record. NCBI's taxonomy places the organism in Eukaryota, Viridiplantae, Streptophyta, Magnoliopsida, Malvales, Malvaceae.
CAGCACAAAACAGGAACAAAGAAAAUUACAGAGAAAGCUUCUGGAAUCGAUUUUUUUUUUCAUUUUCAGAUAAUUUCAUAUUGAAUUUUUUAUUUUUUUAAUUGAAAAUGAAUUCUGAAACGACUGGUGCAUUAAAUUAUGGAAUCACAGAUCAUAUUUCGAUCCAAUCCAACGGCUCCGAUUCUCCUCGUCUCCCUCAUAAGCAACCAUUCAUCAUCGGUUCUAAUCUCUUCUCGUAUUCUUCUUCCUAUAUGGAAUAUUCUUUUAUUUUUUAUUUUUUUGAUCCAGGAGUUGCAGGAGGAACCGCAUCGGGCAAAACAACGGUUUGCAACAUGAUCAUCUCGCAACUUCAUGAUCAACGCGUCGUUCUUGUAAAUCAAGAUUCGUUUUACCGCUCACUCAACGAAGAACAAUUAAAGAAAGUUCACGAGUACAAUUUUGAUCACCCUGAUGCUUUUAAUACUGAGCUUUUGCUUUCAUGUAUGGAGAAAUUAAGACAUGGACAACUAGUUAGCAUUCCUAGCUAUGAUUUCAAGACCCAUACAAGCAUUGAACCCUCACAUCUGGUUAAUCCUGCGGAUGUUAUUAUUUUAGAAGGAAUUCUCAUCCUUCAUGAUUCUGAAGUUCGCAAUCUUAUGAACAUGAAAAUUUUUGUCGAUACAGAUUCUGAUGUGCGGCUUUCAAGAAGAAUUCAACGGGAUACAGUCGAAAGAGGGAGGAAUGUUAAAAAUGUGCUUGAUCAAUAUGCUAGAUUUGUAAAGCCUAGUUUCGAUGAAUUCAUACUGCCAUCGAAAAAGUUUGCAGAUGUAAUCAUCCCUAGGGGAGGAGACAAUCAUGUUGCAAUUGAUUUGAUAGUUCAGCAUAUCCUUACCAAGCUUGGCCAGCAUGAUCUAUGCAAAAUAUAUCCAAAUGUUUUUGUUAUAUUUUCAACAUUUCAGAUUCGAGGAAUGCACACCCUUGUCCGUGAUGUCAAAACAACAAAGCACGACUUUGUCUUCUAUUCAGAUCGAUUGAUUCGCCUGGUUGUGGAGCAUGGUCUAGGACACCUUCCUUUCACUGAGAAACAAAUCAUUACUCCCACAGGUUCUGUUUAUCCUGGAGUUGUGUUCUGCAAAAGAUUAUGUGGGGUCUCUGUUAUUAGAAGUGGAGAAAGCAUGGAGAAUGCACUGAGAGCAUGCUGUAAGGGAAUCAAAAUUGGGAAAAUUCUAAUCCAUCCAGAUGGAAAAAAUGGGCGGCAGUUAAUUUAUGAGAAGCUACCGGCAGACAUCUCAAGCCGCCAUGUGUUACUACUAGACCCUGUUCUGGCUUCAGGAAAUUCUGCGGUCAAGGCUGUAUCACUGCUUCUCAGUAAAGGUGUGCCAGAAACCAGCGUCAUCUUUCUUAACCUUAUAGCAGCACCCGAAGGAAUUCAUACCGUCUGUAGGAAAUUCCCAAAGCUAAAAAUCGUUACAUCAGAGAUUGAUUCAUCACUCAAUAGGAAUUUUGAAGUGAUUCCAGGCAUGGGGGAGUUUGGGGAUCGCUACUUCGGCACAGAUUAAUGAUUUUGCUCCCAGGGCUUAGCCUAACAGCUAGAUUGGUGCUACACCUUAAAAGAAACUCAUAAGCUAUUGACUCUGUCUAGAAACUCAUAAGCUAUUGACUCUGUCUAGCUAGUUUGCUAAAAUCAGUCCAAUUAUGAACAUUUUUCUACUAGGUGCAAAGGACAAAAUUUCUGGUGAAAGAACAAAUGUUCCUUGCUAGUACAAGUAUUAACACAUCGAUCCUACUUUCCCUAUAACUUUUUCCCUAUUUGGAAUUCAUUCAU